Dentiscutata heterogama is the source of this 356-nucleotide messenger RNA. NCBI's taxonomy places the organism in Eukaryota, Fungi, Glomeromycota, Glomeromycetes, Diversisporales, Gigasporaceae. The record is from the annotation of a GenBank genome assembly.
AUUGUCAGGACCUUAUGGUGAUAGAGGUAUUGAUAUUUUUGGAAACUAUUUUGGGUACUUAAUUUUAGUUCAAUGCAAGAACUAUGAUGAGAAGGUUGAUGUCAGUGAUAUUAGAAAAUUUGAGGAUGUGUUGUCACGAUAUCUCAAAUGCACUAUGCUAGAAAUUUUUGCAACAUUAGCUGUGGAUGGAUACACAAAAGUCGCAAUCGAAAGGGCAGAAACUUCUAAAUUUAAUCUGUUAUUAACAAAUUUAUUGAAUAUACAACAAGAUAUUCUUGAUUAUGUCAGUAAAAGAUUAGGUAACUUUUCUGCAGAUUCCAAAGAUCCUGAAGAACGUAUAAUUGAUGAAAUAAUUG